AUUAGUCUAAUAAAUUGUCGAGCAUAAUAAUAAAUAUUUUAAAAAAUGGAUACAGUAUUUCGUACUCGUACUCCUGGGGUUCCUGCUGAGGGUGUACGUGAUCAGUAUGCCGAUGGCAUAACUGCUGAAAUCUGGCAAACCGUAGUUGGAGAUGAAAAAGAACGUACUAAACAUUACAAAGACUUUUUAGUGGGUUUAUUACAUAAAAAGGGUUGCAAGAGAAUCCUUGAUGUUGCCUGCGGCACAGGAGUUGACUCUAUAAUGCUCAUUGAAGAAGGAUUCCAAGUUGUCAGUGUUGAUGCUUCUGAUAAAAUGCUUAAAUAUCCGCUCAGAAAACGAUGGAAUCGAAGAAAAGAACCUGGUUUUGAUGAAUGGGUUAUCGAAGAAGCCAAUAUGUUAACACUGAGUAAAGAUAUUGGACAUCUUAUUGGCGAUGGUUUCGAUGCUGUGAUUUGUUUAGGCAACAGUUUUGCUCACAUCCAUGACGCUUACGGCGAUCGGAGAGAACAGAAACAAGCAUUAGAAAACUUGAAGAUGUGUCUGAAACCAGGAGGCUUUCUUCUUAUUGAUCACAGAAAUUAUGAUCAUCUUUUGAAUGGAGGAGUUGCUCCAACGAAAUGCGUUUACCAUAACAGUCAACAUAUGAAAGAUAUAAAAACUUCCGUCUAUUCGGUUUCUGGCCUGCCCCAAUUGAUUAUUCAAGAUUACUUCGUGUCCUUGGAUGAAAAUAACGAGGGUCCAGAUAAUCAAAAUCACUUUAGGAUAGUUUGCUAUCCCCAUCAGGUUAAUGCCUUCAAGGAUAUGCUACGAGAAAUAUUUUCCGAAAAGACCCACAAAAUUUUCGGUGACUUUAAACCUCUUAAUGAGGUAAAAAACCCAGCAGCUUUUCUUCAUUACAUUGAAAAAGAAUAA
Molecule: messenger RNA, 912 nt
Organism: Microplitis demolitor
Lineage: Eukaryota; Metazoa; Arthropoda; Insecta; Hymenoptera; Braconidae
Product: glycine N-methyltransferase-like
Exons: 3
Coding region: 46-912 (288 amino acids)
Biological process (GO): S-adenosylmethionine metabolic process; protein homotetramerization; one-carbon metabolic process
Cellular component (GO): cytosol
Molecular function (GO): S-adenosyl-L-methionine binding; glycine binding; identical protein binding
Source: RefSeq, a predicted model, not a curated record